This is a messenger RNA of Homo sapiens (human), 11116 nucleotides long. It is a transcript of the gene SLC6A11, whose product is annotated as solute carrier family 6 member 11. Gene Ontology annotation, molecular function: taurine:sodium symporter activity; solute:sodium symporter activity; amino acid:sodium symporter activity. The coding region runs from base 39 to 665 and encodes 208 amino acids. Lineage: Eukaryota; Metazoa; Chordata; Mammalia; Primates; Hominidae. The record is from RefSeq and is marked reviewed. Gene Ontology annotation, cellular component: membrane; GABA-ergic synapse; synapse. The transcript is spliced from 4 exons. Gene Ontology annotation, biological process: taurine transmembrane transport; response to xenobiotic stimulus; amino acid transmembrane transport.
GCAGAGCCGGGCCGGCGCACGAGGCAGCCAGCGCGGCCAUGACGGCGGAGAAGGCGCUGCCCCUGGGCAAUGGGAAGGCUGCUGAGGAGGCGCGGGAGUCCGAGGCGCCGGGUGGCGGCUGCAGCAGCGGGGGCGCGGCGCCCGCGCGCCACCCGCGCGUCAAGCGCGACAAGGCGGUCCACGAGCGCGGCCACUGGAACAACAAGGUGGAGUUCGUGCUGAGCGUGGCCGGGGAGAUCAUUGGGCUGGGCAACGUGUGGCGCUUCCCCUACCUGUGCUACAAGAACGGAGGAGGGGCAUUCCUGAUUCCCUACGUGGUGUUUUUUAUUUGCUGUGGAAUUCCUGUUUUUUUCCUGGAGACAGCUCUGGGGCAGUUCACAAGUGAAGGUGGCAUUACGUGUUGGAGGAAAGUUUGCCCUUUAUUUGAAGGCAUUGGCUAUGCAACACAGGUGAUUGAGGCCCAUCUGAAUGUGUACUACAUCAUCAUCCUGGCAUGGGCCAUUUUUUACCUGAGCAACUGCUUCACUACUGAGCUACCCUGGGCUACCUGUGGGCAUGAGUGGAACACAGAGAAUUGUGUGGAGUUCCAGAAACUGAAUGUGAGCAACUACAGCCAUGUGUCUCUGCAGAAUGCCACCUCCCCUGUCAUGGAGUUUUGGGAGUAAGUGGAGAAGAACUUGUCUCCCUUGGCCUGUGGGGGCUCUGUCCUGGUUCUGCUCAGUUGGUCUUGCCCCUAUUCCUGGAAAAAGCCUGAUCCUUCUUGCAGCCUGGCACUUCCUGGCUUCUGUGAGCAUUCGACAGCUUCGGAAGCAAGAGUGCAGAUCUUCAGAGGUUUCCCAAAGGGGCAGCUGAGAGAAAUGUUUUCUUGUUCUUUGAUAACAUGUCAGCAUGCAUAGUGGGUUAUUAGGGCAGGAAGUACUUGGUGAAAGGAUAGACAGUUUAAAAAUUCAUUUUGAGCAAAAGAGGAGAUGCAGCCUGUUUGCAAUAAGCUAAGUCAAGAGUGUAUUUAGCCUGGAAAGCAUAAGUCUCUAGAGGGGAUAGGUUAGCUUUCUUUCAGUAGCUGAAGUGUCAUAUGGAAAAGAAGGAGAUCAAAUUUAAUGGAUAGAGAUUAUAAAGAGGCAGGUUUCAAAUGUGCGUAGGGAAGAACUUGGUCUCAUAGCAUAGCAUUAUCUGGAAGCACUUCAGAAGGUUGUGAGCACCCAUCCCUGGAAGUUGACCAGUAUAGGGUUGCCAAUCAUUGUUGGGGGUGUGUCUGAAUCCACUGAAAUUAUAAGUAGUACUUGUGUGGUUGGGCAUUUUCCCAGAAAUUGGCAUAGUUUUAUCAGAGUUCCAAAGGAUCUGUGACCCUUACAGGGCUGCUAUGUGUGGUUGUGUACAUUGCACACUGAACAACCCAAGGGGCCAUAAUUUACAUUAUGAAAUAUACAUUCCAGAAUUGUGUGGUGCACGACCUGUAUAACCAUACACAGUGGCCCUGACUUGCAAGUUUGUUUUAAAGGUAGAAGGAUCCCUUGCCCCAGGUAUUGGAAAGAAGUUUCCUGUAUGGGUCAAAGGCUGGACUAAAUGCUUUCUGAAGCUUUUCAAUCUAAAAAGUCCUGGCUUCAUUGAAGAAGCCUCCCUUACUCUGAUGGUGAUUAAUAGUAGUAUAUGUGUGUGUGGUGGGGCAGUGGUUUAUGAGUGAUUUUUAUUUUUUUCCCAGAUACCAUUCGUCUCCUGCCUUCUCUAGAGGUCAUUAUGCUGAAUUUAGAUUUACCACUCUCAUAUAAAUCUUCAUACUUUUCAUAUAUAUAUGCCCCAAAUAGCACCUAGGUCUUUCUUGCAUAUUUUUCAAAUUUGUGAUACUGGCAUCCAUUAUUUACAUUUUUUAUAACAACUUUAUUUCUUUGCUCAAUAUUGGUUCUUAGAUGUAUCCAUAUUGGUACAUGUAGCUUUGGUUCUUUCAUUUUUCUAUCAGAGUAUUUCAUUGUAUGAAUGGCCUGUGUUGUAUUUAUCCAGGUCCUCUUGGUCCUCUUGAUGGGCAUUUAGGCUGUUGCCCAUUUCUCACUAUUAUUAAGCACACUGAGUGAAUGUCUAGUCUGUGCUUCCUUGAGUGGAAUUGCUGGGUUGUAGCAUACAUGCGUUGUCAGUUUUAUCAUAUAACGUAAAAUUACUUUAGAAAGAAAUUAAUCUAGGCCAGGCAUGGUGGCUCACACCUGUAAUUCCAGCACUUUGGGAAGCCGAGGUGGGCGGAUCACCUGAGGUCAGGAGUUUGAGACCAGCCUGGCCAACAUGGUGAAACCCUGUCUUUACUAAAAAUACAAAAAUUAGCUGGGUAGUGGUUCAUGCCUGCAAUCUCAUCUACUCAGGAGGUUGAAGCAGGAGAAUCACUUGAACCUGGAAGGCGAAAGUUGCAGUGAGCCGAGAUCGGCGCCACUGCACUCCAGCCUGGGUGACAGAGCGAGACUGUCUCAAAAAAAAAAAAAAAAAUUAAUUUACACUCCAAACAAGAGUUUGUGAGAAUUUCUGCAGCUUCACAUUUUGGACAGCACUUGGUCUGUUCAGUUUUUGUUUUGCCAGUGUAAUGGGCAUUAAAUGAUAACUUACUAUUUUAAAUUCACAUUUCUCUAAUUACUUGUGAGGUUAAGCACCUUUUCAUGUUUUGUUUUGUCUGUUUUUUGCUAUUUGAUUUCUGUACCUGUGAACUUCAGGUUUACAUUCGUUUCUAUUUGGAUAGUUUGUCUUUUCUUACAGAUAGAAAUUGUUAAUACAUUCUAGAUAUUAUCUUUUCCCAAUGUGUGGCUUUUCUUUCUUAUUUAUGGUGUACAGAAGUUUCCAUUUUAUUGAAGUCGAAUUCGUCGAUUUUUCUUUUGGGUUUGCACAGUUGGUGUCUUAUUUAAGAUAUAUUUCCCUACCCCAAAGUUGAAAAAAUUUUCCAUAUUUUCUUCUAAGAGUUUUACAGUUUUUUUUCAUAUUUAGGAAUAUAAUCCAUCUGGAAUUUUAUGUUUUUAAUGUUGUAUUAGGUAGAAAUCCAGGUUUUAAUAUAUAAAUAACCUAUUUUCCCAGUAGGACUUACUGAUCAUUCAUUCUUUUCUGAUUUAUAAUGCCAUCUUCUGUACAUAAUUUCCUUUAAGCACAAGUCUGUGUUUGGGCUCUCUGUUCUGUUCCACUGGUCUCUUUGUCUAUCUCUGUGCCCAUACCACACCUAUAGUUUUACUGUAAGCCUUGAGCCUGUAAGGCAAGUCUCCCACUUUGUUCUUUUCCAAAAUUGUUUUAGUCUUCUAAAUGAAUUUCAGAAUCAGUUUGUUGAAUUAAACAAGAAUAGCAAUAAAAAAACAAAAUAACUGUGUGGGAAUUUUGAUUAAAAGUCUAUUGAACUCAUAGGUUAGUUUGAGAGAAUUUGACAUCUUUAUGAUUGAACCUGUCUAUGGACAUGGUAUAGCUAGUUCUCCAUUUGUUUAUGUCUUUUAAAUUGCCUUAUAGAGUAGUGCUACUUAAAUGUGGUCUACAGAGUAGCAGCAUUUUAAUCACCUGGUUACCUACCCCAGGCCUACUGAAUCAUAGUCUCAAACAGAGCAUCUGUUAGAUAUGUGCUUGAAAGGAGACUUCUGGGCUGGGUGGGCCUGUGUGGUCUUUCCCAGUCCCAUUGGGUUGAGGUUUCCUGGAAGAAUGUCAGAGACUUGUAUUGGACCUGCACAUUUGGGGGUCUGCAGAACAGUUUCUUUCACCUUUAGAGAAUUCACUCUGAAACUCCAGACUGGACAAGGUCUCUGUGUUAGUUACUGUUGUUUUUGCACCACUCAUUUCCUUUGUAACAUAUAUGGAAAACCUUAAUUAAAUCAUUAUUUGUAUAAUGUAUUUGUUCAUUGUCUGUAUUCCCCAAUAGACAGUCAUGAAGCAGAACCUUGUCUGGUUUUACUUAUCAUUGCCAGGCUAUGGAAGGCCCUCAGUUAAUAUUUAUAAACUAGAUGGAUGGAUGAAGAAGGCAGACAGGCAGGCAAUAUGUCCUAGAAAAUAUUAUAUGAGAAGAGUCAAAGUGGGCUCUGGCAAGAACACCUGCUGUCAUUAAGCCUCUCACCCAACAGCAUUGAUUAAUUCCAGGAUCCCUUUGCAAUAUCCAUAUUAUCCAUUCAUUUGAACACCAAGGGCAGGCAAGGGCAGUUUGUGUGCAUCCUCAUCGGUAUAGACCAUCCUGCCAGCUACUUGGUUACUCAAGAUGAAAGUUCAUGGGCAAAUGAACCCAUGGUUCUAGUUUUCUAUUCAGAUUGCAUCUCUGUCUGUAUCAUCCAUGUGGUGUUGAAUCCUGUAUCCUAAAAGUACUCAAAUACUAGUGGGACACGCACCCCUUCAUACAGUUAUACUUUUGUCAGACACCUCUAAUUCCUCUUUGCCCCUGAGCUGAGAUUAGAAUAUAGAGAUUGUGUGAGAUGUUCAUAUCAUCCUAUGAAAAGCUUUUGAGCCACAUAAGUUUGAGAAUGGAUGAAAGCUAUGUCCUUCAGUGAGAAUAUCCAUUUACCUUUGCUGAACCCAAAUUUCCAAACUUAUUUUCCUAUGGAAUAAAUUAGAAUCCCUUCCCUCUCUCUGCCCCUGCCCCAGUGUACUCCACCCCCUGAAUGCUAGCAUUCCACUAAAUGCAGUCUGGGAAACAUUUUGCUAGGAAUAAGUUCUUCCUUAAAUUCAGCCAAAAGUUGAUUUCUGGGGCUUUGACAGAGCAUACCUAAUUCCAUUUCUGUGUGACAGUACUCUUCAAGUAUUGGAUCAAGCUUCCUCAAAAACAUUCCUUCACCUCUCUUUGUUGUUUCCUUGUGUGGCUGGUUUGGUGGGCUCCAGUUGUCCUUUUCACACUGCCUCCAACUCCAGGGACUUCAGUCAGGGCCACAUUGCUCAGUCAAAGUAGACUGCCUAGGCUGUCUGCUAUUAUAGUUCAAUCAUUUGACAAACAUCUGAGCUCCUGGUACACAUAAGAAAAGCACGGUGUCUUAUUUAGGGGAAGUAAAGAUGGAAGAUGAGGUUCUAGUCUCUAGAAGCAGAGUUGAGACAAGCCCACAGAUUACCUUAAAAUCAUCCACAAGGCACUACUUCUCUGCCUGCAUCUGGCCAUGGCUUUGCCUUGACCAUGGGCACCUGGCCUGCCCACUCCCCAUCUUGAAGUGUCAAUUCCCUUUUCAGAUGUAAUUAAAAUUGCUGGCUUAGCCCACGAGAGAAGUUCAGGCCCUACAUCAGUCCUGGAUUCUGACUCUUAUGGGGGUCCUACAGGGCCAGGGAUGCUUGUCUUCCUAAUGUCAGACUUCAAAAUUAGGCCAUCCUCGUUUCCCUUAGUAACCCAUUAUGCAUCUGGCAUCCGUGCAUUUAUCUAAAUGUGUCUGCAGUUCUAAAUUUUGAGCCUGUACCCUCUGGUGGGAUUGAAUGCUAUUAAGUGCAUAACCAAUAUUGUGGCAUCAGAUGGACAUUGAUUCAUCUUCACUUCCCUUUCUCAAGCCCACAAAUCCCAUUAGUCCAGGGUUUGGGGAGCAACUCCAUUCUUGCUGUGUAUACAAUCAAAACUGUUUUUGCACGGUGUCCAUUCAAAAAACACAUGUUGAGCACAUAUUGUGUGCCGGGCCCAAAUUAAGCUCUAAGGGUAUUCAGUUCUAUUUAUUCAGAAGGAUGAGGCCUUGUUUUUCUGGUUUAUCUUCACUGGAGGAGUUUUGUUUUUAGUGUUUAUUUUUGAGUCACGUGAAUGUUUUAAUUGAUUUUCUUUGGACAUGAGAUUUGGGAUCAGAGGAACUAGAGUGAAGGUUGGUUCUUUCUGUGGGACUGGGGUGACUCCCUGCCUCUCUCCCAGGCCUAUCUUCCCCUCUGCACAUUACCCUCCUCCACACUGGCCUUCUUUCUGUUCUUUAGAUGUACGGGCCUUGUCCCAGGGUCAGUCUCUUGGCUUUUGCUUUUCCUUUUGCUAGAAGAUUUCUCACCAGAUCCUGUGUGUCUGGCUCCUUCUUAUCAUUGAGUCUUAAUUCAAAUGUCAGUGUCAUAUGGGGAGCCCUCCUUGACCAUGCCCAUGGAAUCCACACCCCAGUCCCUCUCAACCCCAUCACUCUUUCUUAAUGCCCCAUCACUCUUUCUUAAUAGUUCUUAUCUGAAAUCCUUGUAUAUUUAUUUGAUUAUUCUCUCUUUCUCCAUCAGAAUUUAAGUUCCAUGCUGGCAAGGACGAUGUCUGUUUUGUUCAUUAUUGUCUUGCCAGCACAUUCUAGGUGCUCAAUAAAUAUUUGUUGAAAUGAGUGAAUGGAAGACUGAAUGAAUGAAUGAAUAUUUCUUACCCCCUUGGAGCUCAGUGUCCACAUCUGUAAAUUGGAAAUGAUAACACCCACCUGAACACCCACCUGCAAGGCUGAGAAGAGAAUUGAAUAAGACUUCUCCUGUAGGAAGCCCAGCCCAUCUUAAGCUCUUUGGAAAGGUUUUAAUGUGUAAGAAGAUUUUUUGCAAUUGGUUCUCCCAUAUGUGAAAUGGGGUUAACCCUGUUCCUUGCCUUACCAACCUCUCCAGGCUGCUGUGAGGAUUAAAUGAAAUAACACAUUCUGAGAACUUUGAUGGGUCAUAAGUGGGGUGCCUGUGUUAGUUCUGGCUACUGGAGGCACAGGGUCCCUUCCAGCCUCAUCUCUACAGGUACAGAGUCAUGGUUGGGCCCAAGCUGCCAAGGCCUGUGCACAGUUGCUCUGUUUGCCUACAGUAGCCUUCAUGCCUCCUGAUUCAGCAUCAGAAGUGCCCUUGGGACCCUUUCCUAGGUCAGCACUGCAUGCUGUGUAGCAACAUCCAGUUCUGCUAGUUUGGAUUACCUGGCCCCACCAUACCCCCAACACAUUACCCCGUGGCUAAAGUGUAGAUGUUAGCGGCAAGUUCUAGAGCCCAGUUUAAGCAGCUGCCCCUUCCUCCUGUCAAGUGUGUGACCCUGGGCAACCUGAAGAGCCUCUGCCUGCUCCUCUGAAUAUGGGAUGAUGUAUGGUAAACGUACCCACCCCUUAGGCUUGUCAAGAGCAUGGAAUGAGAUGAUGCUUACAAAGCUCCUAGCAUGUGGUGAGUGCUAAUAAAUAGUAGCUGUUUUUACACAGGAGACUUUAUCCAGAUCUCUGCAAGUCUAUGUGGAUUCUUUUUAAGAUUCUUUAGAGAAGGCUCAUCAAGCAAGGCCUUGUUUCCCACUCACAGUAGGCAUGGUGAGCUUUCUUAGUGCAUUUUUUUCUUCACUUAAUUGUUCUUUUGACAUUUUUCUUAGUAAAUACUGGGUGCUGGGCAUCUUAUAAGUAGCCAGAAAGAUGAGUGGUGGGACACUGGCUCUCCAUGAAGAAGCACACAGCCCAGCAGGGGAAGCUGGGAAGUAGGAAAAAAAAAACAAAAAGAGUUUUUGAAUUACGAGGUAACAGAUAUAUCUGUAGGAUGCUUGCAGAGUGAGGCUGGGGAACCCUGGAUACCUGGACUUUGGGGAAGGCUACAUGGAGUUGGUGAUACUUUAGCUGGGUUUUGAAGGAUAAAUAGAAGUUCAUGCGGUUGGCCAUGGAGUGAGUAAAUGACAUACCAGGUGGAGAGAAUAAAAAAAGCAAGAGCACAGAGACCUGAAGUUGUGUGUUGCAGCUUAUAGAUUUUACCCACAAUGCUACUGCAUUUAGAUCCUAGGGGCUAAGGGGAGACUUUACUGAAGAGCAGGCAGGGGCCAGAGCAUCUAUGCACUCACAGGUCUUUAUUGAGCACCUACUAUAUGGCAGGUCUCAUUGUAGGUUCUGGAAUGCAACAUGAACAAAACAAAGACUCACCCUUAUGGAGCUGAGAGCACCAACAACCAAAUAAGCAGAAAAUAUUGGAUUAAGUUGAGAUCAGUUUCCUGAAGAAAAAGUCAGCAGGUUUAGGGGGCAGAAAGUGUUCAAGGGUCAGGGAGGGCCUCUCUGAGGAGGUGGCAUGUCAGCAAGGGAACUGAGAGAAGUGAGGGAGCAAGCCAUGUGGAGGUCCCAGGAGCUACAGGGCCGAGGGAGCAGCAGGGGUGGUGACCCCAUAGUGGGAGGCUGUUUGGGGAAUGGCAAGGCAGUCAAAGAGCCUGGAGAAGAGCAUGAAGGGCCUCUGUACCUUUCUAAAGGGUUUGCAGUGAUUCUGUGGGAUGCCUGCAAAUGUUCUAUUCCUAGAGUUGUGUGAUCAGGCCUGGGGAUAAGGCAGCCUCCCCAGGCUGCAGGUGGAGGCCCUGGAUGUGGUCCAGGUGCAGUAACCUAAGGCUCCUUCCUCCGGAGGUGGAAGCUGGGUGGUGGUGCCCUGCACUGUUGGGAAAGACAGGGUGGAAGCACUCUUGCCAUGCUUGGCCAUAGAAUACACUGAAGGGAAUAAGAGAAUGGUCUCUCUGAUGUAUUAAUUCCUCCACAGCCUCCCACUUGCUGUGAGGUCUUCUAAUCUCACAUGUCCUCAGUGAACUUGUUCUGAUGCAGGCAGAUGAGCAGCUCUUAAUCUGCCUGAACUCUCAAGUCCCCAUUUUUUUUUCUAAACAACAGCAACAGAAGCCAAUUUAGCAAUAACCCGCGGCACUGGGGCUGCACAUAAGUUUUGUCCCCAAAUCCUACUUCUGAAAGUUUAUUUUGCGAUAUGACCUCACUAGUUACACAGAACCUGAACAUGUCCUCAGCAGCACUGCAUGUGAUAGUUAGAAAGGACAUGUAAAAUAUUCUUAAAUAUGAUAUGUAUUAGAUAAAUUAUACAACUGCUAAAAAAGAAUGAGGCAGAAAAUGUGUUGACACAGAAAAGCUAACAGUAAGUGAAAAAGGUGAGCUGUAGCAUGUUGUAUAUGAUAUCGUAUGUAAUAUAUGUGUUGUAUAUGCCUUUAUAACCAUAAACCAUGUCUGGCAGAAUACACAGAAACUAUUAACAGAUUACCCAGGAGUGGGACUCGGGGGUAAGUGAGGUUAUAGAGAGAGAGGCUUACUUUUUGCUUUGUACUUUUUUGUAUUAUUUAAAUUAGAAACAAUUAAAACUAGGAACAUGAUUAUUUCAUAAUUUAAAAAAUAGGAGCCACGGGGUUAGUGAAUAAGCUGUUACGUGUCAUAAUGAACCCUCCUGUUUGUGUAACGAAUCCCAUUUACAGUAGUCUGUAGGCAGACAUUGUGAAGAAACUAGUAGUUCUUUCUUUCUCCUAUAUGCACCUAUAGGCCGGCAGAAAUAUCUAGCCCUGAAAAGUGAAAUGAAGCAUGCUUUCUGAAUGGUUCAUCAUUUACUGUUUCCUUCCAGUGAAUGGAAGAUUUUAACACAAAGGAGAGUUUGCAGGCAGAUGUUGAGAAGAAGCUAGUAGAAGCUUCCACCUUGUUAAUCUUUAUGUAUUUAUUUAGUUAUCAAGUCAUUUGUCUUGAUAUUAGUUCAUUUAAUUAUUUAAAUGAAUUAAUGCCUGUAAUGUAGGCAGAAGAAAAAAAUUCAAUUUUACCAUUAACUAAACAUAAUUUUGGAAACGCUGAGGGAUUUCCCAGAACCCAAAGCCAGCCUCUUGGCUCCUAGUGGCCCCGAGCAGCCCUGGUGCCCUGCAAACCCACCCACCAGCUGCCCCACAGAGGAUCUCUUCUCUCAAGGAGAGGGCCAUUGUUACUCCUCCCCACCAGGGAGGCACUGGGGAUCCUUGAUUAGGGUUUGGGGGAGCAGGAGGAGGUCCCAUUGAGGACACACACCAGACUUGUGCUGAGUAGGGGCUUGGGCCACAUGCAGCACUCUCAUGAGAUUUGCCAAUUCACCAAAGCAAACCCAGAUCAACACUUUGUUGCUCUAAUAGGGUGUUGUGACCUUCUUCUUCUAAUUGUUGAAUAUUUAACUGAUGUUAAAAAUGGUGAUUAUUGUUGUAAGCAAUGAAAACACAAUAGGCAUAUAAAUGGGAUAUGUUUGUAUGUCAGAUUAAAUAUAACCUAUAAAUAUGUCUCCCCAGCCCUGCUCUCUAAGAGAGAACUCUGUUCACAAUUGAGUCUCCUCCUGCUAGUAUUUCCCCGUACUCUUAGUACCACUCCUAUUACUCUCCUUUUUGUCCUGUCUGUCAAAGCAUACAAGUUCCCAGGUUCAGAAAUUUAAUUCUCCUCUUCCGUCAGUUCCCUUUCAUAGAAGCAGGUUUUCCAGUGAACACUCGAUUUCUUUAGUGCAAAAGUGAUCUGUGUCCUUUUUUGUAGAAAAUGUAGGAAGUAGGUUUAAGUAAAAGAAGAAAAUACAGCACACAACAGGAUUUGGGUUUCCAAGCUGCUGAAGUAGGAAGGGGCAUGCCAAAGUCUGCAGUUCCACUCCCUUGUCCCCAGCCAGACCCACCCUGGUGGCCAUCCCUGAAGCAAGAGCCAGGACCCCCAUCUGCCAGGCACCAAGAAGCACUUCUCCAUUGCCAAUUAAUUUUUUUUUCUUUUUGAGACAGAGUUUCGCUCUUGUCGCCCAGGCUGGAGUGCAAUGGUACAAUCUCAGCUCACUGCAGCCUCCACCUCCUGGGUUCAACCAAUUCUCCCACCUCAACCUCCCAAGUAGCUAGGAUUACAGGUGCUCGCCACCACACCCAGCUAAUUUUUGUAUUUUUAGUAGAGAUGGGGUUUCACCAUGUUGGCCAGGCUGGUCUCAAACUCCUGACGUCAGGUAAUCCACCCACCUUGGCCUCCCAAAGUGCUGGGAUUACAGGCAUGAGCCACCAUGCCUGGCCCACUGCCAAUUAAGUGUAAGGGGUGGAGGCCCGAGGGAGAACCCAAGGUCUAUUUGCCCUAAGCCAUCAAUGCCAGGGAUGGCUCCUUGCCCAGAACACCUUCCCAGAUGGACCAGUUAAUGCUUCUGGUGAUGAUGCCAUCCGAAUGCUAUACUGAAAGCCCUUCAGCCGAGGAUCAAGGUUCUGCUUGUAUGCACGGUUGUUGAAAUGCUAUUUAAAAGUGCCGUGCCGUGGUGUGGUGUGGGGACCUAGAGACCUGGGCUUUGGGGCCAACAGUAAGAAUUUGAAUCCUGCUGCUUCCACUUGUUAGUCUUGGGCUUGUUGCUUAAAUCUCUCUGCAAUUCACUGUCCUUGUCUGCAAAAUGGGAAUAAUUGUUGUUACAGCACUACUAGUAGUAACUGGGCUUAAUAAAUACUGAAUAGCUGUGGUCUCCUGUUAUUAUGAGUUCUUGAUCAUUACAGUAAACAUAUUUGUGUAUAAAAUUA